Molecule: messenger RNA, 2946 nt
Organism: Seriola dumerili (greater amberjack)
Lineage: Eukaryota; Metazoa; Chordata; Actinopteri; Carangiformes; Carangidae
Gene: pdcd4a
Product: programmed cell death protein 4-like
Exons: 11
Coding region: 405-1811 (468 amino acids)
Biological process (GO): negative regulation of DNA-templated transcription
Cellular component (GO): nucleus; cytosol
Source: RefSeq, a predicted model, not a curated record
GGCUGUUUGCUGAAAUGCUCUCCGUCUAGUUUACCUGCUUUCCUCUCCUAACCUCAGCUUCGUUAGUUGACUCUUCCCAGCACUACACGCUGAGAGGAGUGCUAAACUAUUGCAUUUAUCUGCUUCACUCUUCAGCAUUUCUGGUCUCUUUGUAAUCCAAUUUCAUAUUUUUUUUUUGUUCUCUUCAGCUGAGACCGUGCUGCACGAAAAAAGGAAUCAGAAAGACUUGAGUUUUUUUUUUUUUUACCCCCUCCGUCUCGUGCAAUUUGUUAAAAGACUGUUUUGCGAUAAACAGCUUGCUCUGCAGACGUGUGUCUGGCAGUUUUUGGGGGAUUUGUUGCAGCUGAAGGCAGGAGGAGCGCACCGUCCGUUGAGGAUCUUUAAUCGAGCAUUCGGAGAGCGCCAUGGCGACCGAAGUGGAUACGUGGUCCACCGCUCCGCAAGCCGACGGGAUGUUCUCUUUCGACGACAACCUGGCGGGGGCUAACCGUCCCUACAGCGAUGAUGACGACGCGCUGAAUGAGGCGGAGGUGAACGGCAACUGGACGCCCCAGGAGAAAGCGCUGCACGAGGCGCGGCUCAAAGCCAAAGCCAAGCGCCGCCUGCGCAAGUCCUCGUCCCGCAACUCAACCAGCGAGUCCAUCUCUGAGUCAGGAGAUUUGGCAGGAAGCGACCCACACAGUCCAAAAGGCAAAGUCAACACCAACGACCGCAAAUCCAGGACGGGCAAGGGCAGAGGCCUGCCAAAAAAAGGUGGGGCAGGUGGGAAAGGAGUCUGGGGGGCUGCUGGGAUGGUUUAUGAAGAUGAGGAGCCUGAUGUACGGGAUCCUAACUAUGAUGAAUCUGCCCAGGGGGACACAGUUUAUGCAACAGUUGUGCCAGAGGUUGAUGAGAAGGAACUGGAAAAAAUGGUCAACCCAAUUGUGCAGGAGUACUUUGAACAUGGAGACACAAAAGAGGUCCAGAUGUUGCUGAAGGGGCUCAACUUGGGCCCCCAUAAGUAUGAGUUCUCCUCCCUGGCCGUGUCCCUGUCCCUUGAGGGCAAAGCCAGCCACAGAGAGCUGACCUCCCGCCUGCUCUCUGAUCUGUCGGGCAAGAUGCUGUCACAGAGUGACAUGGCCCGAGCCUUCGACAAGAUGCUGAAAGAGCUACCGGACCUCAUACUGGACACACCGGAGGCUCCACAGAUGUUAGGCCAGUUCAUAGCCAGAGCCAUAGCGGACCACGUCCUCCCCAUGUCUUUCCUGGACUGUUACAAGGGCAAAGUGGACUGUGAGCACGCCAGAGUGGCUUUAGACCGUGCUGCAGUGCUGCUGACCAUGAAGACGAAGAUUAUGCGUUUAGACAAUGUGUGGGGUGUGGGUGGAGGCCUGAGACCUGUCAAACAUCUCGUCAAAGAGAUGAACCUUCUGCUCAAGGAGUACCUGAUAUCAGGAGAUGUGUCGGAGGCAGAGCACUGUCUGCGGGACCUGGAAGUCCCCCACUUCCACCAUGAGCUGGUCUAUGAGGCUAUAGUGAUGGUGCUGGAGUCCAAAGGAGACACUGCCAGUCAUAUGAUGAUAAAGCUGCUGCAGUCCUUCUGGAAAACAGGCCUCAUCACUGUGGAUCAGAUGAACAGGGGUUUCCAGCGCGUCUACGAUGAACUCCCUGAAAUCAACCUCGAUGUGCCACAUGCCCACUCGAUCAUGGAGACCUUCGUGGACCUCUGCUACCAGGAGUCUGUCAUCACCAAGCAGCUGAGAGAUGCCUGUCCCUCCAGAGGGCGAAAGCGCUUUGUAAGUGAAGGAGAUGGAGGCGUGAUCAAGAACUAAUCCACAAGAGGAAGAGGAAGAGCAGGAGGAGGAGGAGGAGAAGGGGUGUCUACAGGUUCUCGCCCCCUGUUUACGCUCCAGCAUGCCCUUCUGAAAUGGGGCAUGGCUGGCAGUCUCAAGUUUCCUUGUUCCUCUCCUGAUAAUGUUGUCAUUACACAAACCAGCGUUGACGUUCGGUGAAAGCAGACUGAAGAGUGGCGUUCAGUACCCUUCAUCUUGUUAAUCACUGUUUUUGACAUUUUUGUAAGAAUAUUCUUUAUUUCUGGGGUUGAUGUUCCCCCGUUGCCUCAGUCUUUGUACCUGUUUGUCAAGAAUAAUUCAAGUCAGAGCUGCAGAAGACAGACAGGUGGGCAGGUUGGGUUUUGUGCGAGAUGAGUUUUGGUUGUUUGUCUCUUGCUUUGCUUCACCUGUUGCCACAUCUCGAUUUUUUUUCAUGUUAAGCACUAUAAAUGGAAAAAAAAGCACUUAAAAGAGAGCAUACUGCACAGUCAGUGAGCACUUAGAAAUUUAGCUCAACAACAAUGAACUAAACCAUUUCAUUUUCUGCUACAAAUGAUUUGAAAUUAUUUCAAGGCUACCAUACUUAGAACCCUCUGGUUCCAGUGGUUCUGUUGAUUUGAGUUUUGAGGUUUAUUUUUUUCUUUUUUUUUUUUUUCUUUUUUUUUAAAAUCUUGGUCUCUGCGGCCAAAUCUUCCCGUUGUACAACACAGCAAUCAGAGCAAGAGGUGUUUGGGCACUGUUUGGGUGUUUUAUUGCAUUAGGGCAAGUAUACAUUGGAAGCCCUUAAUGAAAAUAGGAAUAAAUUGGGGUUAAUGUGUGUAAAUACAAUUGAACAAGCAAUAUUUUGAGCAUUCUGACUUUGCUUGCAGUUAAUGUAUCCACAGCCACAUGGUCAGCAGUGGAUUCUGGACAGGUAACCUUAAAUAUAAAUCCAAACUUGCUCUAGAAAACAGAAUUGAUCUGGAUAAUUUCUUUAAACUUGGAAUCUGUUUAAUAUGUCUGUGAGAAGGCAACCCUGAUAUGUUGGGUAUAUUCAGAUUUUUCUGCCACUGUCUGUAAAAGUUUUACAUGUUGACCAAAGUUGAAAUGUGGAUAAGAAAUAUAUUUCAUUCAUUAAAAAAGGCAACAAAAUGAA